UCCGUCCAUCAUGUGUGUGUCCAUCCUUCCAUUAAACGAAGCCACGGAAACCUUACACACUGAUAAGAUCAUUCGAACAGCAAACACGAACCUCCGAAGCCAACCACCGAAGAACGAUUGAAGAGCGACCGAUUGUGCGGGGUCACUAACACAAAACGCUGACCGACUAUAAAACACAAGUUCACCUUCGAACGAAAAUCAGUAAGGAUGAUACUAAACAUAGUCAUACACUUGACAGUGGUUUGUCUGGCUUCGGCCAAAGUGUACGAACGUUGCGAGUUGGCCCGCGAGCUGAGGAACGUGCAUCGCAUGCCGGAACACCAAAUCGCCACCUGGGUGUGCAUCGCCAAACACGAAUCCCUGUACAACACGUCCGCCCACAAUCCGGGCAGCGGCGACCACGGACUGUUUCAGAUUUCGCAGAUCUACUGGUGCUCGCCACCCGGACAAGGGUACGGGUGCUUCAAGCCGUGCAGUGCUUUCGCCGACGACGACAUCGCCGACGAUGUCAAGUGCAUCAGAACUAUCUUCGAGGAGCACUCGAGGAUUUCCGGUGACGGGUUCAAUGCCUGGGUAGUGUAUCCGUUGUACUGCAAGGGUGAUGUAUCUCAGUACGUCCAAGGGUGCUACGAUAACAUUUACGAAGUACCUCCGGUACCAACGGUUAAGCCACAAAUCGACGAGGAUUACGACGAUGGGUACGAGUUUCCACCUCUACCGAUAUUACCCAAGAACAUAACUUAUCAGGAAGAUGAUCAGUACCGAUAUCCGGAACUACCUAGGAUUACCUCAACCUUCAGACCGUUUGAUUACUCAGCCUACAGACAACCGGAAACUACCACAACUAUCAGGAAUGUCUACAAUUCAGUUGAGGAAUAUGAUGAUUAUAGUUUUCCAUCACUUCCUCCAUUCCCCAAACAUGAAUCAGAGCUAAACCAGGAUGUUGGAAGGCAAGAUGAUUUUACUUCACCUCCAGUUAGCUUUAUAAGAACUGAAGAAACCACCUACAAACCUGAAACUACGCCACCAACUACAACCAUUAACCCGAGGACCAACUUCGAUACGUUUGUCAAAUAUUCUCAAGGAAGUUAUGAAAAUACCAAAGACAUUUAUAGGACAACUUCUCCUCAGCUUACAACAAAACUACCACAAACUAACCCAUAUGACUUCUCAAACAUCUAUAAGACAACAGCAGAGAAAUUUGUUCCGACAACCUACUCCACCACAACCAGGCCAAAACUUCAACAGCAUAAUCCGUACGACUUUUCGUAUUUGUUUUCUACUAAAAAGUUGGAAGAAAGUACUGAACAACCACCUAAAACUACACUAAAGGACUUUGGUACUGAAAGAACUGUGACCAGUGUAGUACCUAAGAGGAUUUACGACUUUGCUACUGUCAAACCUGGUGCUGUAAAAGUAAAAGCCAACCCCUAUGAUUUUUCAACGUUGUUUGCCAAGGCUUCAACAAAACCAGCUCAAGAAGUCACUUUGAAACCACAUAGUGUGACAACUGACUUACCCACCACCACCAAAUCAUCAAAUAUUUACAAGAGUAACCCUUACGACUUCUCCAAACUCUUGAAUAAUCAAAACUCAGGCUCUUCGACUACUUCUGUCCAAUUGUCCACAACUCGCAGACCAAUCAUUUACAAAAACAACCCCUAUGACUUCUCAAAUUUGUUUGCCAAAUCCCAACCAAGCACAACAACAACUCAGAAAGCUGUUGUGGGUGUGUUUGGUAGCAGGAUUAAAGAACCACCAACAACAACAACCUUCUCUCACCUGUCGUUCAAACCGAUAUCCACGACAAAGUCUCCGUACAAUUUCGCCGACUUGUUCACCACAACAAGCAAACCAUCCAGCCAAAGCUUCCUGCAGUCCAGUUCCUCAAUAUCCACAGUGGUGACCUCAAACUCCACCACACCCAAAGACUCCAGGGAGGCCAGGCAGCUUGGCUUCAUAAAAUUUAAAACGGAAACUAAAGACUACACCUUCAGGAGAAUUGGCAACGGUUUUAGAUUAAUCCGGAAGGAUGGUCACUAAGCUAGGACUGUUUUACUAUUUAUUAACUGCCAAUAUAAGACUGUUUUUAUGUAGUUGUAGUACUUUCUAUUACUGAGCUCUGAUGGUGUUUGUAUGGUAUUUAAGGGGGACCUGUACUCAUAUCUUUUCCACAUUUCCUUCAUGCUAAUACUAAGUACCUUGAUGCUGUGGAUGGUUUGAAACCUGUUGAGGAGCUGCACGAAACCUUCGUCACCUUUGAACCAAACAGUGGUACACCCAUAAAGAUGGCGAAGAGGUUCCAAUUCAGCAUGUUCCUGCGACCCAUCGAGGACAUAACAAUGUUGGAAAAUGUCUCAAACACCGUCAUUCCAAUAAUGUGGGUGGAAGAGUCUUUGACUCUUGAUGAUGAAUACGUGGAUCAAAUCAAGGAUUCCCUCCUCAAAAUAUUGGGCAUUUUAGACAUUGCACGAUGGGUAAUACUGAUCGUGGGAGGGAUAAGCAUCAUUGUACCUUUCUUCUGUCUAAUAUACAUUGACUGAGCACUAUAAGAAUUUACAUUGUUAAUUAUUUUAUUGUAAAAUACAACACGAAAUGUUGCAUCAUAUUUACAAUGUAUUUAAUUAGACAAAGUGUUAUUAACAACCGGUAUAUAAUAUUGUUUAAAUCACCAUCAGAAGUUUAUUUUUAUUAAAAUGUAAUAAUAAA
This is a messenger RNA of Aethina tumida (small hive beetle), 2709 nucleotides long. Its product is annotated as mucin-5AC-like. Lineage: Eukaryota; Metazoa; Arthropoda; Insecta; Coleoptera; Nitidulidae. The transcript has 3 exons. Bases 208 to 2043 code for a protein of 611 amino acids. The record is from RefSeq and is a predicted model, not a curated record.